Nomascus leucogenys (northern white-cheeked gibbon) is the source of this 3859-nucleotide messenger RNA. RefSeq names its product golgi SNAP receptor complex member 1 (gene GOSR1). NCBI's taxonomy places the organism in Eukaryota, Metazoa, Chordata, Mammalia, Primates, Hylobatidae. Gene Ontology annotation, biological process: endoplasmic reticulum to Golgi vesicle-mediated transport; vesicle fusion. The transcript has 9 exons. The record is from RefSeq and is a predicted model, not a curated record. Gene Ontology annotation, molecular function: SNAP receptor activity. Bases 1519 to 2076 code for a protein of 185 amino acids. Gene Ontology annotation, cellular component: Golgi medial cisterna; cis-Golgi network; Golgi membrane.
CGGCAGGGACCAGCAAUUACUGGGAAGGUGAGGGCGAGAAGGCCUCCGGAUCUCAGGAAACAGGCUCGACAGCUGGAAAAUGAACUUGACCUGAAACUAGUUUCCUUCAGCAAACUAUGUACAAGUUACAGUCAUAGCAGUACCCGAGAUGGAAGACGCGACAGGAAAAACUAUCUUGAAAACAUUUCCUAAGAAAUUCUACCACAAACUGAAACUGGCUUUGUAGAAUUACUUCAGCCUAACUCCCCUUCUAAAUAAAAACCUAAGGCCAUGAGGAUCAAGAUUUGAUGUGUAUUUUAAAGUGUCUUGUUUGAUGCCCAGGUUGGAAGCAUGUCACAAUGAGUCAACUAAGCAAUAACUAGAAUAUUAUUUAUUCCAGGAAUCUUUCUUUCUUUUUUUUUUUUUAACUUUCUGUAUUUUGAGAACUUCAAGGUCUAUGAAUCAUUACCCACCUAUAAGAUGAGUUAAAUUUAACUGAAUCCUAGUAUUGUGAAGAAUUAGUUUUUGGCCAUUUCCCUUUACUCUUACACUGUCCUGAUGAAUAUAUGAAUAUAAUGAGUAUAGAAUAACCAGUAGUAGAGAUUGCGCUCGCGUUCAUUCAUUCAUUCAACAGACAUUUAAUGAGCAUCUACUAUGUGCCAGGCUGUAUACUAGGUGCUAGGCAUAUAUCUAUGAAUAAGACAGAGCAGUUUUUUCCUCCCUUCAUGAAGCUUUAAUUCUAUUGGCAUAUUGUUCUUUUUCAUAGAUGUGGUAGAGGAGGAUUUAUAUUCGUAGUCUACAGAGCAUUUACUUAAUCUUUUUCAUUUGCCACACCGAGGCACUGUCACAGGGUAGAACAAAGUAUUCAGUAAGAUUGGAGAGCAUAUUCAUUGCCUGGGCAUUUGUCUGUGUCCAGUAUAACUCUGAUCUGUAUUGAGCUGCUCAUCAGAUGCUAAUACAUACCUAACCUGAUGAAGGUUAGUGGUGUUUUGGAAAAGGCAAAAGAAACACUGAGGACAGGUGGGUUUAGAAUUUGAAUCUGUCAAACAUAAGUUUCACUUGUAAAAAGAUAGAUUUUUGACUAUUCAGAUUUGAAAAGGCAAUUUAACACAAUUCUACAAGACAAAAGAAUGAUUGCGUACUAUAAGUGAAAAUGUAGAAGAUUAGUACCAAAGCAUGCAGGACAUGACUGUAUAUAUUGGAUUUAAAGCCAGUUCCUGAGUAUUCGUUAGCUGGUUAUCCAAUCUGUGGAUCAUUUAAACCUCAAUCUUAUUUCCUGUUGGUAAGAGUCAAGGAAAGAAGAGAGAACUUAAUGUUGAGGUUGAAGGAAUCAUAAUUCCUUUGGGGUAAAAAUGUAAAAGAUUGUUUCUCACAGACCCUAUAUAACAUAAUCCAUAAUUCAUUUUAUGGCUCCUAUUAAUUACCUUAUUAUUUUAAGUAUGUUUUAAAGGACUGCAUUUGAGUAAUGGAUCCUCUUUAUCUAAACUUCUUUUUAGUUCUGAUACAACACCCCUUUUAAAUGGAUCAAGCCAGGACAGAAUGUUUGAGACAAUGGCGAUUGAGAUUGAGCAACUUUUGGCAAGGCUUACAGGGGUAAAUGAUAAAAUGGCAGAAUAUACCAACAGUGCAGGUGUCCCCUCCUUGAAUGCAGCCCUGAUGUAUACAUUACAGCGGCAUAGAGACAUAUUGCAGGAUUAUACACAUGAAUUCCAUAAAACCAAAGCAAACUUUAUGGCAAUACGGGAAAGGGAGAAUCUCAUGGGAUCAGUACGAAAAGAUAUUGAGUCAUAUAAAAGUGGGUCUGGAGUAAACAACAGAAGAACUGAGCUGUUUUUGAAAGAACAUGACCACCUUCGAAACUCAGAUCGUCUGAUAGAAGAGACAAUAAGCAUUGCUAUGGCAACAAAAGAAAAUAUGACUUCACAGAGAGGAAUGUUGAAGUCAAUUCACAGCAAAAUGAACACCUUGGCCAAUCGUUUUCCUGCUGUAAACAGCCUGAUCCAGAGGAUCAACCUGAGGAAGCGGCGGGACUCGCUCAUCCUAGGGGGUGUCAUUGGGAUCUGUACCAUCCUGUUGCUGCUGUAUGCGUUCCAUUGAUGGGACAUCUACAGGGACUCUUGACAACCACCACUUUCACGCCCUGGUCUGGAAUAAGGAAACGUCGGAGGGAGAAGUUGACUGUCUUGAUAAUUAGCCUGACCAGCAGGAUGAAUGCAAGACUGACAGUGAUGGACUGUGUGACAUGGUCAGGUUGAGCUGAGGCCACAGUUUUUCUGUGCUGUCUUUUCUAACACAUUUUUCUGUUUUUAAUUAAAAAAAAAAAAAAAAAAGGUUUUCAGUUGCUUUUGUCUCCCUGGGAGGCAAGUAAACCAAUCAAAAACAGAGUUUUCUGUGUUUCCGUGAUAGUGUUGAAGCCUAAUGACCUGCCAGGUCUUACAGCUGGGCUCUUCAGAAAACCGGGUUUCUACGUCCAAAGACUGCUUUUCUUUUAGCCGCCAAAUUGCAUUGUGAAUAAAAAUAAUUCUUGUCCUCUUAUUUUACACUCAUAAUGAGAAAUCACAAGUUCUUUCUUGAUGAUCUGUGCUAAAGAUUUCUACUCUGUCCCCUCAACUCUGUUGAUAUUUGAGGAAAAUUCCGUUUUUGAUAGAUUCUUUGAGAUGCUGAUUGACCAACUUCAGCAUGUUUGAGGUUGUCUGAAAUGGAGAUCACUGUAAAACUGUCUUAAGUUACAGGUACACUGGGGUUAACUGUAUUGCUGGAAAAACAUCAAGAAUGGCAGUCUUAUAUUUAAGGCACCAGUCAUUGUUUCCAUUUUUUAAAAAUUCUUCCCUUGGAUUAAUAUUUUCUACUGAAAAGAAGUGAAAUCUCAGUUCCACUAUGAUAAAAGAAACGAAUUGCCAGUGUCUGUCAGUGCCCCCACUGUUCGUCAUCAUACCAGCAUUGACACUGGUAACCGAGGAAGGGGACUGCUCAAUUUCUAAUGUGAUCUAUUCAAAAAGCCACAUAUAAAAAGGCAUUGAGGGCUCACUGGAGAAUUGGCAUUUGUAAAUGCUCCACAAUGUAUGGGCAAAAGUUUAAGGACUACUGCCUGAUGUACCAGGAAUCCUGAGUUCUGUGAAAAUCUGUUCAUUCCAAAUCUGUUAAGCAUUUCCAAACAUCCAGAGAAUGGUUUCACUGUUGAGGGUGCAUGUGGCAGAAUCUGUCUCUCUCUGCACCUGUCUUCUGUUACUAUCCCUGGACAGUGACAGAUUUUAAACCAGCCACCAGAAUUCUUUUCAAGUUAACCAUUUCUUAGUUUCUGUAAGUUCAUGACUUGUCUUACUGAACUACAACCUGGUUUGUAGACUUCCAACAUCUACACUGCUGCUCUUCACCAUUGGAAUUCACUGCUUCAGUCCAAGCCACAGGGAAUAAAGGAUAUUAGCAUGUAGUUCUCAGCUACAUGGUGUAUAGAUGCUGUUAUUCAGGUGAACUUGCUCAUGGGUGGACUAACACCUGGUUUGGUACAGAGACCAAGAAGUUUUUCGUUCUGGUGUCAAAAGUUUUGUUACAUUAUGGGUGUGAAGGGCAUUUGAUAUAUUUUUCUUAACUAUGGGGUUUAUUUUUCUAAAUAUGGGUUGAUUGACUGUUCAUUGAUUCAGGGUACCCUUAAAAGAAAAGUUUUCCCAUUGUGAACCUUAAAUGAUCAGAGAAGUAAGUUCAUUGGUUAAAUUCUCUGUUGGGAGAACAAAAGUUUUCUCCCCUGACACUUUAUUAUCUUUGAUUUUUCAAAGGGCCUUGAUUGGUGGUUGUGUCUCUGUUAGAAUUUGUGGGACUUUGCUAUGUAGUUGGCAUUUAUAAAAUCUGAAGUAUCAUAAAUAAAGUUAUUUAUUUAAUUAUA